Messenger RNA from Olea europaea var. sylvestris, 414 nucleotides. RefSeq names its product aldose reductase-like. The coding region runs from base 1 to 414 and encodes 137 amino acids. The transcript is spliced from 4 exons. Gene Ontology annotation, molecular function: aldose reductase (NADPH) activity. The record is from RefSeq and is a predicted model, not a curated record. Gene Ontology annotation, cellular component: cytosol. NCBI's taxonomy places the organism in Eukaryota, Viridiplantae, Streptophyta, Magnoliopsida, Lamiales, Oleaceae.
AUGACUCAAAUUUACUCAGUGUUUCACUCUAAAGUAUUUUUGCAUGGAUAUAGAUUGUGUUUAUCUGAUGAUAUCGUGUGUAUGUAUAUACAGACGGGAUAUAGGCAUUUAGACACUGCAAAAGUAUAUGGUUCUGAGCCGGCUUUGGGGAAUGCAUUAAGGGAAGCAAUUUUUGAUGGAGUAAUUGAAAGAGAAGACAUUUUUGUAACAUCUAAACUGUGGGAAAGUGAUCACAAUGAUCCUAUUUCUGCACUCAAGCAAUCCCUGCAGAAACUAGGAAUGGAAUAUGAGGAUAUGUAUUUGGUACAUUGGACAGUGAAAUUGAAGCCAACUGGACACGGAAAAGACAUGGUUUGGGAUGGAGAAAUGCCUGGAAAUGGGCUUGUGUCACUGAGCAAACGAGCAGUUCCAUGA